AUGGCAUCGUGCUCAGGUCGUCACCGCACAGCUCAAUUCACCAUCCGCUGCUUCUGAUUUGCGAGCUCAGAUCGCAGACGUUCUCGAAUCUGGGAAGCGGGGGGCGGGUGUUGGGCCUCCACUGCGCUUGGCUCUGCCGGUAGGAGAUGUGCAUGGUUACAUAUCUGUCAAUCAUGCCUGCAUCUACAUCUUGUGCACCAAGACCCGGGAUCGUUGUUCGUCUUGUGCAGCUGCUGCACGCCUCCUUCUGCUUCUACACCGCUGCGGUGGGGGCAUUCGGCGUCCUCGCAAGCAAGACCAGGAUGCAGUCCACUCUCACGCCCGACGCCAGCAACCCCACGCCCGCAGGAGGACGGACGCCGCUAAAGGCCUUCUAUGAGAAGGUGGGUGGGGACGAUGGCAACACGAACACGCUGUGACUCUGUUGUGUCCAUUUCCAGGGCGCCAGUGGGUGUGAGAAGCUUCGCGCGUUGGCUGCCGAGGGUGUGGCGGCCAAGUGGAAGGACAUCGGCAGCACGCACGGCAUUGAGCGGUGGGUGCGGCGGCUGGCGGGGGAGCCCCUGCAGACGAAAGGCCGUGUCUUCUUCCCCGCAAAAGACGGACUCGGACCCGCGCAGAUCCUCGACUACAUCUGGUAUGUCUGUCUGCACAUACCAUAUCGAGCAGGCGUGUGCGCUGCUGGUAUCUGUGUAUCUGUGCCUGAGUGCGUGCUUGUGUCAGGGACGAGAGCACCAAGAAGGAGUAUGAUCCCGAGUACGAGCAAGGUAGGCCGGCGGGCAGCCAGAUAGAUGGGACACUUCAAGUGCCAUGUGAGUGAGUGUGCGUACGUGUGUUGCAGGUUUCCGUGUCGCCGACUAUCCCGAGGAGAACCAAACGGCAGUGAAGGUCCUGUAUCAGGUAUAGACCAGACCACACACAAAGCAAACGAUUCAUGAUUCCUUCCUCUGCUACCCGUCUCUCUCUCUCUCUCUCUCUGUCGCAGGCCUACAAGACGCCCGGCCUGGGCAUCCCAGGGAGAGAUUUCAUCAUCCUGACAGCGAGGCAGGACCGCCAGCAGGACGGAGGCCGCAGCCGCGCGACCAUGUCUGUCCAGUCGGUCGACUGGAGCGAGGAGCUCACCAACACGUCCAAGCACCACUGGAGGGGCAAAGCCAUGGUAGGUAUGUGUGCACCGCACACACACAUGGCGGUGGCAUGUGGCACACGCACACAGCAAACAAAGAGUAUGGUGUGUGUAUACGGUCUGUGUGUACUGUGCGUGCGUGCGUGUGUGCGUGUGUGUGGUAGUUGUGUGGGUUUGACUGCGAGUCGCUUCCCGAUGGCGGUGUGCAGGUGACGUACAUCGAGCAGAUCGACGCGUGCGGGUCGAUCCCUGAGUGGCUGCAGCGGCAGGUCAAGAUCAGACACCUCGACAUGCUCAACACCAUCAAGACAAAUGUCGUCAACAAGUACUGACAAGCUGCAUGUAUAGAUCUGGAUGAGUGAGUUGCUGCCGAUAGGAAAGAAAGCGUCUCUACUGCAUCUGCGGGGGAGUGUCGUGUUGCCGCACAGGCCGCGUACGGCAGCAGCAACACUCCCCCGUCUGUGCGGCAGCGGGACACUCUCUUUCCCACGCCUCAUUGCGUUGCUUUGACUAGCUUGGCUAGCGAGAGACGUGAGUAGUUUUGUGCAGUCGUUGGUUUGUGUAUUGGUCUCUAUGUGCUUCGUCUGAUCGGGCGUGGAAUGCGCGCUGCUACGGCGCUGGAAGUGGUUGCGAGAGGAAGCAGAAAUACAUAUACACAAAUUAAGAACUCGGUAUCGCUCUACCUCGGAUCUCCCCUCAGCUCGAGCUCGCAAUAAAAUUGGGUGGGGGAAAAAAGCGGGCGUCCACCAUGGCAUCACCUCCCCAGAUCAUCAUCAGCGGGGCCCCAGCGUCGGGGAAGGGAACACAGUGCGAGAAGCUGGUGGAGCGGUUCGCCGCGGCGUGGUGCAUCUCUCCACGGGCGACCUGCUGAGGGCGGCCGUCAAGGAGGGCACCGAGGUGGGGCUCAAGGCCAAGGACUUCAUGGACAAGGGGCAGCUCGUCCCCGACGAACUCAUCAUCGGUGAGCAAAUGGGAUGUAGUGAAGUCGGGCGAUGUGGGGGAGGGGCAAGCACGGGCCAUUUCUCUCUUGCUGAGUGUGUCAGACCUGGUGAAGGAGUGCCUGACGACCGAAGAGUGCAAGCAGAAGGGAUGGCUGCUCGACGGCUUCCCCCGCACUGCUGUAAGGCUCGGGUGGCUGUGGGGGGUCGCAACCGACUGUCUGUCUGUCUGUCUGUCCUGUUUUUUGGCGGGCAGGUGCAAGGUGAGAAGCUGCGGGAGUCUGGCAUCAUCCCCGACUGUGUGGUUGGCCUGGAGGUGCCCGAUGAGGUCCUCAUCAAGCGCGUCGUCGGACGAAGGCUCGACCCCGAGACAGGUCAGCCAGCAGCCACUGGAGCCUGAGACGUGCAAACAACACAACACACACGGCUCUGAUGCACUCAGGCAAGAUCUAUCACCUUGAGUUCAAACCUCCGCCUGACGAUGCGGCGAUCAAGGCCCGCCUGCAGCACAGAAGCGACGACACCGAAGAGAAAUGCACAGUCAGACUGGCGGUGAGUGAGUGUGAGUCAACACAGACAGGACGGCCAAAGGAGACACCAGUGUGUGUCCUGUAUGUGUUGUGCAGGCAUUCCACAGCCACAACAAGGCUGUCAAGGACGGGUUCGCCCAGUGCUUCACGUCGGUCGAUGGCACCGGCAAACCUGAUGAGGUCAGCAAGAGACACACAGACAGACAGGGAGAUGGCUGGAUGGCGAGAGUGCCCACAUGAUGAGCGCAUGGCGUGUGUGUUGCUGUGGAUUGGUUGCAGGUGUCCCAGCGCGUGUGUGAGUGCAUCGAUGCGGCACUUAGCAAGAAGAAGUGAACGACCGACAGCACAGCACAGCAGCAGAGGAGUGAAAGAGAGCGUCCAAACGGAUGUCGCCUUGAUGCCUGCCCUGCCUGAUUCAUCACCUCACACACCCACAUGCAAUCCAAUGAAAUGCAGAGAAGAAAGAGAUAGAUAAGAGGUGUGUGUAGGUGUGCUGCCUUUUUCGUCUUUCAGUCGUCUGUCUUUCGGUCUGUCUUGUCGUGAUCGUGACUGCAGUCCUCUGCUAUGCAUAAGACCUCGUGUGCUGAGUGCUUUCGUCUUGUUUGGCAAUGCGGAGAGGG
Vitrella brassicaformis is the source of this 3211-nucleotide messenger RNA. NCBI's taxonomy places the organism in Eukaryota, Vitrellaceae. The record is from the annotation of a GenBank genome assembly.